This is a messenger RNA of Lepisosteus oculatus (spotted gar), 7765 nucleotides long. Lineage: Eukaryota; Metazoa; Chordata; Actinopteri; Semionotiformes; Lepisosteidae. The record is from RefSeq and is a predicted model, not a curated record.
GUGACCCGUUGACGAUGGCACAGCGGAGUGGGCAGGAGGACCCGGAGCGGUACCUCUUCGUGGACCGCGCCGUGGUCUACAACCCGGCCACGCAGGCCGACUGGACCGCCAAGAAGCUGGUGUGGGUCCCGUCCGAGCGCCAUGGCUUCGAGGCCGCCAGCAUCCGCGAGGAGCGCGGCGACGAGGUGGUGGUGGAGCUGGCCGAGAACGGCAAGAAGGCCAUGGUCAACAAGGACGACAUCCAGAAGAUGAACCCGCCCAAGUUCUCCAAGGUGGAGGACAUGGCGGAGCUGACCUGCCUCAAUGAGGCGUCCGUGCUGCACAACCUCAAGGACCGCUACUACUCCGGGCUCAUCUAUACUUAUUCUGGGCUUUUCUGCGUGGUCAUAAAUCCCUAUAAGAACCUGCCCAUCUACUCCGAGAACAUCAUCGAAAUGUACCGAGGGAAAAAGAGGCACGAGAUGCCGCCACACAUCUACGCCAUCUCCGAGUCGGCCUACAGAUGCAUGCUGCAGGAUCGUGAGGACCAAUCAAUUCUUUGCACAGGUGAAUCGGGUGCCGGUAAGACGGAGAACACCAAAAAAGUUAUUCAGUACCUGGCGCAUGUAGCGUCUUCCCACAAAGGACGAAAGGACCACAACAUUCCUCCUGAAUCGCCUAAACCAGUGAAACUCCAGGGUGAGCUGGAACGCCAGCUUCUGCAAGCCAACCCCAUCCUUGAGUCCUUCGGCAACGCAAAGACGGUGAAAAAUGACAACUCUUCACGUUUUGGAAAGUUCAUUAGGAUCAACUUUGACGUCACUGGUUACAUUGUGGGGGCCAAUAUCGAGACCUAUCUGCUGGAGAAGUCGAGAGCCAUUCGCCAAGCCAAAGAUGAGAGAACGUUCCACAUUUUCUAUCAGCUGCUGGCCGGGGCCGGAGAGCACCUGAAGUCUGACUUGCUGUUGGAAGGAUUUAACAGCUAUCGCUUCCUGUCCAACGGCAACAUUCCCAUCCCGGGGCAACAGGACAAGGACAACUUCCAGGAGACCAUGGAAGCAAUGCACAUCAUGAGCUUCUCCCAUGAGGAGAUCCUGUCUAUGCUCAAGGUGGUGUCCUCUGUGCUGCAGUUCGGUAACAUUGUCUUCAAGAAGGAAAGAAACACGGAUCAGGCCUCCAUGCCAGAGAACACAGCUGCCCAGAAGCUGUGCCACCUGCUGGGCAUGAACGUGAUGGAGUUCACACGCGCCAUCCUGUCGCCCCGGAUCAAGGUUGGCAGGGACUACGUACAGAAAGCACAGACCAAAGAACAGGCGGACUUCGCUGUGGAGGCCCUGGCCAAGGCGACGUACGAGCGCCUCUUCCGCUGGCUGGUUCACCGCAUCAACAAGGCUCUGGACAGGACCAAACGCCAGGGGGCCUCCUUCAUCGGCAUCCUGGACAUCGCCGGCUUCGAGAUCUUCGAGCUGAACUCCUUUGAGCAGCUGUGCAUCAACUACACCAACGAGAAGCUGCAGCAGCUCUUCAACCACACCAUGUUCAUCCUGGAGCAGGAGGAGUACCAGCGCGAGGGCAUCGAGUGGAACUUCAUCGACUUCGGCCUGGACCUGCAGCCCUGCAUCGACCUCAUCGAGAGGCCGGCUAACCCGCCUGGUGUGUUGGCUCUGCUGGAUGAGGAGUGCUGGUUCCCCAAGGCCACUGACAAGACCUUUGUGGAGAAGCUGGUCCAAGAGCAGGGCACUCAUCCCAAAUUCCAGAAGCCCAGACAACUGAAAGAUAAAGCGGACUUCUGCAUCAUCCAUUACGCUGGCAAGGUGGACUACAAGGCAGAUGAAUGGCUGAUGAAGAACAUGGACCCUCUUAAUGACAAUGUGGCAACUCUUCUGCACCAGUCAACAGACAAGUUUGUCGCAGAACUGUGGAAGGAUGAGAUUCAGAAUAUUCAAAGAGCCUCUUUCUAUGACAAUAUUUCUAGUCUUCAUGAUCCUCCAGUGGAUCGCAUUGUCGGUCUGGACCAGGUGGCAGGCAUGAACGAGACGACCUUUGGUUCGGCCUAUAAAACCAAGAAAGGCAUGUUCCGCACGGUUGGCCAGCUGUACAAGGAGUCCCUCACCAAGCUGAUGGCCACCCUGCGCAACACCAACCCCAACUUCGUGCGCUGCAUCAUCCCCAAUCACGAGAAAAGGGCAGGAAAGCUGGACCCUCACCUGGUGCUGGACCAGCUGCGCUGCAACGGGGUGCUGGAGGGGAUCCGGAUCUGUCGCCAGGGCUUCCCCAACCGCAUCGUCUUCCAGGAGUUCAGACAGAGAUAUGAAAUCCUCACCCCUAACGCUAUUCCUAAGGGCUUCAUGGAUGGAAAACAGGCUUGUGAAAGAAUGAUCCGAGCCUUGGAACUGGAUCCGAACCUGUACCGCAUUGGACAGAGCAAGAUCUUCUUCCGUGCUGGAGUCCUGGCUCACCUGGAGGAGGAGCGAGACCUGAAGAUCACCGAUAUCAUCAUUUACUUCCAGGCUGUGUGCCGGGGGUAUCUGGCCCGCAAGGCUUUUGCUAAGAAGCAGCAGCAGCUCAGCGCCCUGAAAGUCCUGCAGAGAAACUGCGCGGCGUACCUCAAACUGCGGCACUGGCAGUGGUGGCGGCUCUUCACAAAGGUGAAGCCGCUGCUGCAGGUGACCAGGCAGGAGGAGGAGAUGCAGGCGAAAGACGAGGAGCUGCUCAAGGUGAAAGAGAAGCAGGUCAAGGUGGAAGGAGAGCUGGUGGAGAUGGAGAGGAAACACCAGCAGCUGCUGGAGGAGAAGAAUAUCCUGGCGGAGCAGCUGCAGGCGGAGACGGAGCUCUUUGCAGAGGCCGAGGAGAUGCGCGCCCGCCUGGCAGCCAAGAAGCAGGAGCUGGAGGAGAUCCUGCAUGACCUGGAGUCCCGCGUGGAGGAAGAGGAGGAGCGGAACCAGGCCCUGCAGAAUGAGAAGAAGAAGAUGCAGACGCACAUCCAGGACCUGGAGGAGCAGCUGGAUGAGGAGGAAGCAGCCCGCCAGAAGCUGCAGCUGGAGAAGGUGACAGCCGAGGCCAAGAUCAAGAAGAUGGAGGAGGACAUCCUGCUGCUGGAGGACCAGAACUCCAAGUUUAUGAAGGAGAAGAAGUUGCUAGAUGACCGCGUGUCCGAGAUGACCUCCCAGCUGACCGAGGAGGAGGAGAAAGCCAAGAACCUGGGCAAGCUGAAGAACAAGCAGGAGAUGAUGAUCGCAGACCUGGAAGAGCGCCUGAAGAAGGAGGAGAAGACGCGUCAGGAGCUGGAGAAGGCCAAGAGGAAGCUAGAUGGGGAGACGACAGACCUGCAGGACCAGAUCGCGGAGCUGCAGGCCCAGAUUGAGGAGCUCAAGGUCCAGCUGGCUAAGAAGGAGGAGGAGCUGCAGGCUGCCCUUGCCAGGGGGGACGAGGAGGUGGCUCAGAAGAACAAUGCCCUGAAGCAGGUGCGAGAGCUGCAGGCCCAGCUGGCCGAGCUCCAGGAGGACCUGGAGUCGGAGAAGGCAGCGCGGAAUAAGGCGGAGAAGCUGAAGAGAGACCUGAGCGAGGAGCUGGAGGCCCUCAAGACCGAGCUGGAGGACACGUUGGACACGACGGCCGCGCAGCAGGAGCUCAGGACCAAGCGUGAGCAGGAGGUGGCGGAGCUGAAGAAGGCCAUUGAGGAAGAGACGAAGAACCACGAAUCGCAAAUCCAGGAGAUGAGGCAGAGGCACUCCACCGCCCUGGAGGAGCUGUCGGAGCAGCUCGAGCAAGCCAAGAGGUUCAAGUCGAACCUGGAGAAGAACAAGCAGACGCUGGAGAGUGACAACAAGGAGAUGGCCAACGAGGUGAAAGUGCUGCAGCAGGCCAAGGCAGACUCGGAGCACAAGAGGAAGAAGUUGGAGGCACAGCUGCAGGAGUUCAUGGCCAGAGUCACCGAGGGCGAGAGGUCCAAGAGCGAGCUGGCUGAGCGAACUCACAAGCUGCAGAAUGAACUUGACAAUGUCUCCACCCUGCUGGAAGAGGCAGAAAAGAAGGGAAUCAAGCUGGCCAAAGAUGCAGCCAGUAUGGAAUCGCAGCUACAGGACACACAGGAGCUGCUGCAGGAGGAGACGCGCCAGAAGCUGAACCUGAGCAGCCGUAUCCGCCAGCUGGAAGAGGAGAAGAAUGCCCUGCAGGAGCAGCAAGAGGAAGAGGAGGAAGCCCGCAGGAACCUGGAAAAACAGCUGGCCACGCUGCAGGCGCAGCUGGUGGACACCAAGAAGAAGCUGGAGGACGAUGUUGGGACCAUGGAGGGGCUGGAGGAGGUGAAGAAGAAGCUGCUGAAGGAUGUGGAGAGCUCCAACCAGAGGCUGGAGGAGAAAGCCAUGGCCUUCGACAAGAUGGAGAAGACCAAAAACCGGCUGCAGCAGGAGCUGGAUGACCUCAUGGUGGACCUUGACCACCAGAGACAGAUCGUCUCCAACCUGGAGAAGAAGCAGAAGAAGUUUGACCAGAUGCUGGCCGAGGAGAAGAACAUUUCCGCCCGUUACGCGGACGAGCGGGACCGCGCAGAAGCGGAGGCGCGGGAGAAGGAGACCAAGGCUCUGUCUCUGGCCCGCGCGCUGGACGAGGCGCUGGAGGCCAAGGAGGAGUUUGAGAGGCUGAACAAACAGCUGCGCACGGAGAUGGAGGAUCUCAUGAGCUCCAAGGACGACGUGGGCAAGAAUGUGCACGAGCUGGAGAAGUCGAAGCGCACGCUGGAGCAGCAGGUGGAGGAGAUGCGCACACAGCUGGAGGAGCUGGAGGACGAGCUGCAGGCCACCGAGGACGCCAAGCUGCGCCUGGAGGUCAACAUGCAGGCCAUGAAGGCCCAGUUCGAGAGGGACCUGCAGGCCCGCGAUGAGCAGAACGAGGAGAAGAAGCGGAUGCUGGUCAAGCAGGUGCGGGAGCUGGAGGCGGAGCUGGAGGAUGAACGCAAGCAAAGGGCCCUGGCCGUGGCUGCCAAGAAGAAGAUGGAGAUGGACCUGAAAGACCUGGAGGCCCAGAUCGAGGCGUCCAACAAGGCCCGCGACGAAGCCAUUAAACAACUGCGCAAGCUUCAGGCUCAGAUGAAAGAUUACCAGCGCGAGCUGGAGGAGGCCCGUGCUUCUCGAGACGAGAUCUUUGCUCAGUCCAAGGAGAACGAGAAGAAGCUCAAGAGUUUGGAAGCGGAGAUUCUCCAGCUUCAGGAGGAUCUGGCAGCGUCGGAGCGAGCCCGCAGACACGCCGAGCAGGAGAGGGACGAGCUGGCUGACGAGAUCUCCAACAGCGCCUCCGGAAAGUCAGCCCUGCUGGAUGAGAAGCGCAGGCUGGAGGCUCGAAUUGCCCAGCUGGAGGAGGAGCUGGAGGAAGAGCAGAGCAACAUGGAGCUGCUCAAUGACCGCUUCCGCAAAACCACCAUGCAGGUGGACACCCUGAAUGCGGAGCUGGCGGGCGAGCGCAGUGCCGCGCAGAAGAGCGAGAAUGCCCGGCAGCAGCUGGAGCGCCAGAACAAGGAGCUGAAGGCCAAGCUGCAGGAGCUGGAGGGCUCCGUCAAGUCCAAGUUCAAGGCCACCAUCGCCGCCCUGGAGGCCAAGAUCGCACAGCUGGAGGAACAGCUGGAGCAAGAGGCCAAGGAGAGAGCUGCAGCCAACAAGGUUGUCCGCCGCACGGAGAAGAAGCUGAAAGAGGUGUUCAUGCAGGUGGAAGAUGAGCGACGCCAUGCAGACCAGUACAAGGAACAGAUGGAGAAGGCCAAUUCCAGGAUGAAGCAGCUGAAGCGGCAGCUGGAGGAGGCCGAGGAGGAGGCCACCCGCGCCAACGCGUCCCGCCGCAAGCUGCAGAGGGAGCUGGACGACGCCACGGAGGCCAGCGAGGGCCUGAGCCGCGAGGUCAACACCCUGAAGAACCGCCUCAGGCGCGGCGGCCCCAUCAGCUUCUCCUCCAGCCGCUCGGGGCGCCGGCAGCUGCAGAUCGAGGGGGCUUCGCUGGAGCUCUCGGACGACGAUGCCGACGGGAAAGCCAGCGACGCCAACGAGACGCAGGCCGCCCAGGUGGAGUAGAGCCCUCGCCCUCGCCCUGGGGUCAGCCAGCAUGCUAGAGCGCUACAGCCUCCCCUGUUCCACACGCCAGCGCAGAGGGGGAGAAACGGCUCCGACCAGCCCUCCAGGCUGCCCUGUGGUCAGAAGUCUGCCUCGCUCCUCUCUGGCCACGCUGCAAGGCUGUAAAUCACUGAUCUCUUGCGUCUUAAUAUAACUAGCCUUGGCAUACUGUAUCUGCUUAAACAAAUAUAGGUACAAGUGCAUUUUAUAUAUAUAUAAAUAUAUAAAUAAAUGGAGUAAUUCUUUUUUUCUCCCAGAUAAACAAUGUAAAACUAUUUUGUAGCAAAUUAAGGCUGAAGUAAAACAAAACUGUCCUCUCAUUAAACGAUAUUUGCAUUCAAAGACAACUUAGUCACGGGUGGAUCCCCUCUUUGUUGCUAUGCAUGUCUCUUCAUGAUUUACAGAACACACUGCUUCUGUCAUACACAAAAAAACAAAAAGAGAAUCGUGUGCCGGUGGGUUGUGCUCGGACCGGUGAAGGACUGGAAAGUGAAAUCAUGCGAGGACCCGUCUGCUUCCGUUAAUGAAAUGCGAACGUGCUCGACAGAAAAUGUUACUGUGAAGUCAAUGAAGGAAUCUCAUAUUUCAUAAUUGAUGACCUAUAUUUUAUUUUUUUUUGCUUCUGGGGGCAAUGUUUUUUGAGGGUCUUGUUAGUCAGGAGCUGAAACCUCACUGCUCUUCAACAGCAAAUAUUAAUUUGUGUCUCUCCUGCAAACAGCAGUAUUUCUCAGUGACCUUGGACACAAGCUGAGUUUCACUUUUCAACUGCACUGGCUGGGUGGGCAUUGUGUCAAAGAGCUGUCUUACUUAUCAAAGUGGGAUAGAUGGGUUGCUGUGCAUCGAAGCGAUCUUUACUUUCCUUUUUGUUUAAGUUUUAGGAACCGUUUUUGAAGCAUUUGCUGAAAUAGUCAAACUUGUCAUAUUAGGCAGUCUUUCACAAAUCGAACUUCAGAACCUGUGCCCAGUUUUUUGUUUUCUGGUCACUGUGUAAGUCGUGCAUCUAUGCCUCUCUGACAGUCACGUUUCUGCAUCACUCUCUCCACUUUCCCUCCUUUCCUCAUCGUCUUUGAAGACGCUCAUGUUAAAAUUCAUGUACCUUUCAAUGUGAAGUAGUUGAAAUAAGAUGAAAUUCAAUAUGAAGCCACUAUGAAGUUCAGCGGCAUGGGUGUUGCAUAUCUGUGGAGUUGAUGUGACAGGACCUGCAUAUCCAUUAUUAUAGUUUUGUUUUCAGUUUAAAAAAAAAGAAAUUUGUUAUAAUGUUAGUAUAUAAUAAACUGAUGUUUCUUUAAAAGUGCCUUAGACACUACUAAGAAAGCAUUACUAGUGGAAAACCUUCAUAUGUACCUAACAUUACAACAAAAAAAACAUAACGUUUAAACAUGAUUUUAUUGUAUUUAGCUGUGCUUCAUAUCAUAUACAGUAUGUACCUCUCCAGUUCUAGUGCUAUUAUAGAUAUUACGUGGGUAUGAAUCAGUGUUAUUAACUCUGAAACGAUGAGCCUUCUGCCCUGUGCAGGAAGUGUUAUUUCAUUUGGUUAAAAGCUUUAACAUCUACGGGGUAGUUAUAUUAUUGAACUGGCUGUUGACAACCAGGCAUUUGACUGCAGAUCUUUCCUUUUAUUUCUUGUAUACCUGUAUUUCUAGACAAUGAUUUUUGUAAAAGACAAUAAACAUUCAUUCUAGAACUGG